UUAGUUCACGUAAAAAUAUAAUAUUAAAUGAUUAUACGAAUUGCAGAGGAGAAAGUGGAGAGAAGAAAGUUCAUAAGAGAAAGCGGGAAUCUUAAAACUUUUCGAUUUCUUAAAUUUUAUUUGAGAAAUUGAGCAAUGGAGAACAACGAGGAGAGGAAGCAGAACGAAGUUGUUGCAAUUGAGCUUCCGGCUCCUCCUGGCUGGAUUAAGAAGUUCAUUCCGAAGAAAGGUGGUACACCUAGGAGGAAUGAUAUAGUAUUCACCGCCCCCACAGGAGAAGAGAUCAAGAAUAAGAGACAGUUGGAUCAGUACCUUAAAUCUCAUCCAGAAGGACCUUCAGCUGCUGAGUUUGAUUGGGGUACAGGUGACACCCCAAGGCGUUCUUCAAGGUUAAGCGAGAAAUCAAAAAUGCAGGAGGUACCAGAAAUUGAAACUCCCAAAAAGAAACAAAAGAAAGUCAGUGAAAAGAAGGAAGCAGAGGAGAAAGAUGAUGCUGAUGGAGUGGAGGGUAAUGAUGACAAGGAUGCUGCUGCUGAAGAAACUAAAGUAGGGCCUGAAGUAUCUAUGGCUGAUGCAGAAAAUGCUGGGGAUGAUGAUGGUGGAGAGUUUACUACUGACAGUGCUCUCCCUGACAAGCAUAAUACUGAAGAUGAGGAACCUCCUGCAGCUGAUGAUGUGAUUGAUGCAAUCACCGAAAAGGUGGAUGCUAAAGUUGAGGAAUUCAAGGAUGCAACUCCUGAGGUGGCAGGUUUGAAGGUUGAGGAAUCAAAGAAUGCAACUGCUGAGGUGGAAAGUGCAAAGGUUGAGGAACUCAAGGAUACAACAGCAGACGUGGCUGGUGCAAAGGUUGAGAAGUCUAAGGAUUGGACUAAUGAAAUAGCAGACAUGAAGAUUGACGAAUUAAAGGGUGAGGACCAUGCUGAAAAAGAGCUUUUGGACGGGAAGGUCAAUGGUGCAGAAGCAUCUGCAGCAGGUAAUGAUGAGUCAAAGGAUAAUCAAGAAAAAGAAAAUAUCCCCUGAAUGACCCGAUCUUUGAACUAGGAACAGGAAGUAAUAACAGCAUCUCAAGUUUCUAAACUUUUUGAAAGUUUCGCGUUGUAUUCUCACCGGUGCAUUUAUCUUUCAGAUAUGGUUCUAACCAGCAAUUGUAGAUCUGUUCUGCAAAUUACUGUUAGGAAUCCUUGGAGUAAUUGAUUGGUGUUGAUAUUAACAGUGUCCACAUCAUCAAUUUAGUUGAAGCUCUGUAGUUUCUUGAUAUUCAAUAGACAUUUGUAGUCUAAAUCUGUACUUCAUCUAUGCAUCUUAUGUGGAUUUGAAUAUACUGAGCAGAUGGUGGUUAAUGGAUCUAAAACUUUUAGUUGCAUUUA
Molecule: messenger RNA, 1367 nt
Organism: Olea europaea var. sylvestris
Lineage: Eukaryota; Viridiplantae; Streptophyta; Magnoliopsida; Lamiales; Oleaceae
Product: methyl-CpG-binding domain-containing protein 11-like
Exons: 3
Coding region: 136-1020 (294 amino acids)
Molecular function (GO): DNA binding
Source: RefSeq, a predicted model, not a curated record